Klebsormidium nitens is the source of this 1546-nucleotide messenger RNA. The record is from the annotation of a GenBank genome assembly. Lineage: Eukaryota; Viridiplantae; Streptophyta; Klebsormidiophyceae; Klebsormidiales; Klebsormidiaceae.
UCCUGCCCACGCCAUCCGAGUCGGUGCUGUGCAGCAGACGAUCCAGCAACUUUAAGUCUCCGGCAGUAGGCAAAGGCGCUUCCAUUGUCCAAAACGCCCUCAAAACGGUGCCUUGCAGCCCCGCCUUCAGACUUCUGAAGUCGCUUCUGAAGUUAGGACGCCUGUGCUUGCGUUGGCCAGCCGCUGGGGGAGCUUGGAAAGAUUGGCGGCCUUUUGGCAAGCAAAGAAGAAAGUUGAGGAAACCUGCGGCUCCAUGCUCGUGUUGCCGCUUACACAUCUCCGCGUCAAGGGUUCGGUGGGGUUGUACAACCAGGAUUGAUGUCUGCGGUCGUUUGCGGGAAGCGGUCUUUCUUUGAAGACUCUCCUGCUGACUGGUCUCCACCCAAGGCGUCCAAGCGCGUGCGCUACGGGGGCUCUCCCGCACACCGCUUCCCUCCGUCCCCACCCCUUACAAGUGGCCCAGAGGGGGGGGGCACAGGGGCGGGGCCAGGGGGUAGCGUGCAUGACGCAGUAGACCAACUGCGCAGGCACUUUCCCAAGAUGGACACUCAGGUGCUGGUGAAGGUGCUGCAGACGUGUGAGAACAACGUCGACGCCGCCAUCCAGUGCCUCACGCAGCUGCGCCUCUCCUCGCAAGCAGAGGCAGCGGCGCCGGCACCUGGACCUGCUGAAAAGGGGGCAACACACAGCACAGACGUCAGAGGAACCACGCAAGAGUCCGCUGCGAGGCCUGCCUCCCCGCCUGCCGCGGAGGCCCCUGCCUGCCCCUCUGGCGUGUCUCCUCGUGCCGGGGCGGAGUGGGUGGAGCUGGUGGUGGCGGAGAUGGCGGCCGCCGCCAGCAUGGACGAUGCGCGGGCGCGCGGGGCCAAGGUGCUCGGCGAGUUUGAGGCGCUGGUGCGGCAGCGCGCGGAAAGCGGCGCGGAGGCAGCCUGCCGUGAGAACGCCGCGCUAAAGGAGCAUGUGGCGGCGCUGAGCAAGGACAACCACAUCCUGAAGCGCGCAGUGCAGAUGCUGAACGCGCGGCAGCAGGAGGCGGAGGAGCGGGGCAAGGAGCUGGCGGCCGCGCGGCAGGCGCUGCAGCAGUACCAGGAACAGCUGCGCACGCUCGAGGUCAGCAACUAUGCCCUAUCGCUGCACCUUAGGAAAGCUCAAGAGCAAAACAGUAUGCCAGGAAGGUUUCAUCCUGAUGUCUUUUAGCAGAUCGAGAGGAGAGGGAGGCGUAUCAUAGUCAGAAGGGCAGCACUUUCCUCGGGUAAAUUUCAAAGUAGAACCUAGUUAGCCGAUGAAGAUCAAACAGGGUGGACAGGUCAAACUUUGCAAAGGCCGCUCUGGCAUAUCGUGACAAAUUUUAGCAAGCAGAUUAUGCAGCAUUCAGUCUAAGAAGUUUGCUUUCAAAAAUUGAUUACGUAGGACUGUCAUGUCAUUGUUAACGUGCUCGACUUGAUAUUUGCGGCCAAACUAUUGCAAGUUGAAUGGGCAACAAGAAUGGGGACUUGGCAUACAUUGUAGCUAAGUUCGCAUUGCAACCAAUGGGAACAUGAGUCCU